Messenger RNA from Porites lobata, 1162 nucleotides. NCBI's taxonomy places the organism in Eukaryota, Metazoa, Cnidaria, Anthozoa, Scleractinia, Poritidae. The record is from the annotation of a GenBank genome assembly.
AUGAGCAGUAGACUGCCCGCAUCAAAAUUAGCGAGUGCCCCGUCUAACUCCAGUAUUGCCAGCGGUGUACCACACGCCGAAUUGGCUGCCGUAAUCGCCUCCGUAGUGGACAAGCGGAUCAACCGCCAACUAAUCCAAGAUGGUGGAACUAGCAAUGUCAGCAAUGCCCAACUCGCUCGCCCCAGUCCUCCAAGUAACCUUCAGGACAGCCUCAGGUCCAGUCCUCCACCACAAGAUGGCAGCCAAAACACGACCCGUCAACAACAACCUUCCGUUCAAAAUCCUCCAACAGGUUAUCUCCCAAACACCGCCAUUUCUUCUGGUCUCGCUGCUUCUUCUGGUCUUGGUUCCCUCUCAUCUCCUGUCGACUUUUCUGAUCCAGCCCAAGUCGAAUCGCUUCACCCGAACUUCAGACAGCCUUCCCUCGCCAGCCAUCUGACUAAAGCCACCUCGACGGCCAUCACGAACGAGGAGUACGUGGACUUUGUUACCCCUUUUACCAAUGACCUCCCUUCUCAAUGACACCAUCCAUUCCCAUCUUAACCUCAAGGUAGACGAUCAGGGUUUAACUAUUCACCUGCCCUUCUCCUAUAAACACCCCCAAAUCACCUCUAUCGAUCGAUGGCUCGAUGCCUUUGCCAUAUAUUUCGCCGUUAUAGUGUCUGUAUGUCCCUCUCAUGCCGCAGAUUUAAUAGCCUAUCAACAGUUGAUUCGAGAUGCAGCACAAAAGUUCCCUGGGAUUGCUUGGUAUGUCUACAAUGUGGAAUUCCGAAAGCGCGCCUCCCAUAACCUUUCAGCCAAGUGGGGGGAACGGGACGUCCAGCUCUACCUCGAAGGCCUCCCAAAAUCGUGCAGAUCUUGUGGCAGCACCGAUUAUUUUUCUGAUACCUGCUCUUUAUCUCCUCGUAGGUCCCAGGAUGCCCUUACCCAAUCCGACCCUGUGCUCGCACCCCAUGCCCUUACCAACACAGGUGUAACCAGCUGGGAUGCUCAGCAGCUCACUCUGGGGAAGAUCACACUAAACUCACCCGCCACAGAGAGGACAGACCUAAGUCGUCUUCAAGCUCCGGCAAUUCCUCCCGAGGACACUCCUAAUUACCUCUCCCAACUGACCCCUCCCACCCCCAUUGACAACUUUGCAUCCUACCUUCAGGGCCAUUAA